Messenger RNA from Periophthalmus magnuspinnatus, 3141 nucleotides. RefSeq lists its product as uncharacterized. Gene Ontology annotation, cellular component: plasma membrane. Gene Ontology annotation, molecular function: Wnt receptor activity; Wnt-protein binding. Gene Ontology annotation, biological process: canonical Wnt signaling pathway; non-canonical Wnt signaling pathway. The record is from RefSeq and is a predicted model, not a curated record. NCBI's taxonomy places the organism in Eukaryota, Metazoa, Chordata, Actinopteri, Gobiiformes, Gobiidae. The transcript has 12 exons. Bases 516 to 2474 code for a protein of 652 amino acids.
AGUCCUCAGAUGACUGGGACUAAACAGGACUGAUGCAGGGCUAAACCAGGACUGGACUAAGACUAAACCAGGACUCAAAUUAAAAUAAAUCAAAGAUAGAAAAAAAGACUUCAACUAAAACUAAACCAGGACUAAAAUCACGACUAAAACAAGGACUAAAAAAGGACUAUAAAAGGACUAAAUCAGGACUAAAACAAGGCAAAGUUAGAGUUAAAUUAGAAGAAAACAGUUAGUUAAAUUAAAGAAAAAUAGGACUAAAAAAACUAAACUAGCUUAUCCAGGUGUAAACCAGGUUUUAACCAAGACUAAGCCAGAACUAAACCAAGACUUAACCAGGACUUAACUAUGACUUAACCUGGAUUAAGCCAAGACUUAACCAGGGCUAAACCAGGAUUUAACCUGGGCUACACCAGGACUAAACCAGGACUAAACCAAAUUUAACCAGGAUUUAAUCCAAACUAAAUCCAGACUAAACUCAAACUAAACCAGGAUUUACUUCCACACACGGCUCAAGCAUGACUCGCGUAGCUUUCAUCUGUUUAUGGCUGUGUCUUCUCCAUGGAGCUGAGCCGAAGCCAAACUGCAGACCACACCAGGCAUCGUUCUGCGGGGGAAUGGGGUACUCAACUAGUAGCAGCCCCAGCGGAGUGACUGGGUACACAUUGAGGGACAUCGGACAGAUCGUGGAGACUGCGUGCUCACCCGACGUAGCCACGCUUAUGUGCAGGGUGGUGGUGCCAGAGUGUGGGGCGGAGGAGGAUAGCCGUCUGAAGCCAUGUCGGGCUCUCUGUGAGAGGGUGAAGAGCGAAUGUGAGGCGCCACUGAAGGCAAAGCGCAUCUACUGGCCCAUCCGCCUUAGGUGUGACAGCCUGCCCCGGGACCACUGCGUACAGGGCUCGGGGGGCGGGCUCUCGCGUACAGGCCCUGCAGUUUGUGAGCCAAUCAGCAUCGGCCUUUGCAACGACCUGGCCUAUAACCUCACAGUGAUGCCGAAUUUGCUGGGGCACGUGCACCAGGACGACGCUGGCUUGGAGAUGCAUCAAUUCCACCCUCUGGUGAAGGUUCAGUGCAGUCCUGCCUUAAAGGAGUUCCUCUGCUCCGUCUACGCCCCCGAGUGCAUCAUGGGGAGUGCUCGCGCCCCCUGCAGGCGAACGUGUGAGCGCUCGCGGGCUGGCUGCGAACCGCUCAUGAACAAGUUUGGCUUCACGUGGCCCGAGAGAUUGAACUGUGACAAGUUCAAGAACGACACCUGCAGGCUGGAGUUGCCCUCCUCCCUGGACCCGACUCCGCCCCCUCAGUGUGAGCCCAUCUCAGUGCCCAUGUGUUCGGAUUUGCCCUACACCCAGACGGUGUUGCCGAACCCCCUGGGCCUCCUCACGCAGCAGCAGAUCUCUGAGGAGCUAAGGAAGCACUUCGGGGCCCUGCUCACUGUCGAAUGUUCCCCCGCCCUUAAACCCUUCCUCUGCUCUGUCUAUACCCCUGAGUGCGUCCAGGGCAGAGCACGCCCCCCCUGCAGGACACUCUGUGAAGAGGCGCGCUUCGGCUGUGAACCGCUGCUCAAGAAGGUUGGGAUGAGUUGGCCCCAAUCGCUCACGUGUGAGGAAUACGACACAAAGUCCUGCUCCCAUUUUGGCGUGAGCAGCAGUGGGGGCAUGUGCCAGCCCAUCACCGUGCCCAUGUGCCAGGGCCUAUCCUACUCCCACACCCUGGUCCCAAACCUCCUGGGCCACAGCUCCCAGCGCCAGGCCGCCAUACAGAUGUCCUUCUUCAACUCCAUCGUCCAGACCUUCUGUACUGUGGACAUCCGCCUGUUUCUCUGCCUUGUGUACGCCCCCAAGUGUGUGCACGGGGAAGUGCAGCGCCCGUGCCGCUCCUUCUGCCUGAGGGCCAGAGAGGGCUGUGGCCGAAUGAUGCAGCAGCUCAACAUGAACUGGCCCAGUGAUCUGAACUGUGACGCCUUCCCCACAGAGAACUGCAUCACGGAGGACAGCGAUGCUGAGGCCAGCGCCAGACAGAUCCUGACACGGCUCAACACUGCAGGAUUCUCUGUCUACGGGAACAGUCUCACGCUAAGAACGGCUUUCCUCCUGCUCAGCCUCGCAGAUGCAGAUCGGUCUGGAGGCCUCAACUCGGUGGAGUACUUUAACAUGGAGCACUUUGUGGCCACUGUGAGGAGAGAGUAUGUGGAGCUCAACCAGGGACGCACUCCUCCUGCAGUCCCACAGGACCAGCUGCAGAAGGCGCUGUUCAGACGCUCUCUGAUUGGGAUGGACAAGAAGAUUUUGGAGCCGCUGUGGAGACUCUACAGGAACAGUCAAGGAAACAGCAUCGACUUUGACGAUUACGUGGCCGUGGUCACCAGGCUACAAGUCCUCAAAGAUCGCUUUGCGUCUCAUCUGCUGAACGUGCCGUGUGAAGAGUGUGCAGUGGCCAGCUUCUCGUACCUGCAGUUCAUUAACGCCGCCAUCCUCUGAACGGGAAAUGGGAUCAGCAGCAGACACAUCUUCAGAGUGACAUUUCUGUAACUUUACAAAUAUCACAAAUGUAUAUGACUAAAAACUAUUUUAAGUUUACAGGAUAUACAUAUAUAUUAUAUAUACUUAUAUAUUACAGGAGAUCUUUACUUGUGUUUUUAGUUCUUAAAGUCGAACUAAAUGCUAAACGUUGCUUCUUAACUGUGUAAAUGGUGUUUAAUGGCAUCUACUGUUCCUAGUCCUUUUUGGCUAUUUUAGUACAAGGUCAUUUUGCAACUAAGUGUGUGGUCUCCAGUGGCCACUGCAAUUUCAACUACUAUGUGACAUCACACAGGACUGCCCUGACUUCAGCCAGGUGUUUCUGAUCACAAACACCUGGCUGCAGUUUGAAGUGUGUGUAUACCUGUUGGACCAAUCACGCUGUUUCGAUAAAGGCCCCGCCCCUCUUCACUCUCCCCUUUACUCCUCCAGACCUCGCCCCUCCUCCUCCCCCCUCACUCUCCCCCUCAGUUUCCUCUUUAGUGCUCCAGACUUGUGUCAGACUUUUUGCUAAAAAGCUAUGUGUUACUUUUUAUUACUUUAUUUUUAAAAUGCUUUCUCUAUUACACUGUGUAACCAACUGCACAAUUAAAAAUAAAUGAAAUGAUAAACAUGGUGGUAAAUGGUU